Molecule: messenger RNA, 3440 nt
Organism: Bombina bombina (fire-bellied toad)
Lineage: Eukaryota; Metazoa; Chordata; Amphibia; Anura; Bombinatoridae
Gene: C2CD2L
Product: C2CD2 like
Exons: 14
Coding region: 257-2272 (671 amino acids)
Biological process (GO): positive regulation of insulin secretion involved in cellular response to glucose stimulus
Cellular component (GO): cytoplasmic side of apical plasma membrane
Molecular function (GO): phosphatidylinositol binding; phosphatidylinositol transfer activity
Source: RefSeq, a predicted model, not a curated record
UUAGGGUGUGCGGUCAGUGUUAGAUGUAAUAGUGAAAGCGGAGGUGUAAAAUGACCGGGCUGAGUCAAGUCCUGGAGGUGUAGGACAGGCUUCAGCAGCUGAGUGCUUUAUAUUCGUUCUCAUUACUUCCUCGGCUGCAGUCCUCAUAUCCAGGCCUUACACUCAGCAUCUUACAGCGGCCCCAGUCGUGUCUAUUUCAUACCCUUAGAUUUAUUUAUAGUGACAAGCAGUUUAUGGAGCUUGUUCUAUCGGUCAUAUGAUGGAGCUUCCCCCUCCGGAGCCGGGACUCCCGGCCUCUCCCCCUACCCUCCCCGGCAUGUCCUCUCUGUCCUCCGCCGUGAUGCUUGUGCUGUUCGCUGCUUCCCUGUUUACAGUAUUGGCCUGGUUAAUCCAAGUGACCCGCCGCUUCCGUGCUGCUGCACCCCCAGCCCCCGGUGCUCGGAGCCUCCUCACUGCUCUGUGCGGUUUCCCCUCAGUGCGGGACAGCUGGGGCCGAGCCUGGGCCCGGGCACUGAACCAGGAGGCUGCUAGAAGUCGGGGCUCUGUGCAGCUGCAAUUUGAGGAAAGUACCCACCUGCAGCCUAACCCGCACAUCAGUCAUGUGAUCUGCACUGAACAGUCACACAACCAAAUGGCGUUUAUCUGUCACCUCUCCGCAGACACAGUCAGAUUUCCAGUAACUGUCACUCAGGAGUCUCCUGCUGCAGUUUCUAUGGAAACGUACCAGGUCUCCCUUACACUCCAUCAGGCACAGAUGGAGGUGCGGUUACAGGAGCUACCUCAGGAGGGACUUCUUAUGUCCUGGGGGUUCAGGGAGCGCCCCAAUAUCACACUUGAAGUCACCUCCAGGCAGUCUCAUCAGAGCCAUGAAGGGGGUGCCGAUCUAUGCACUGUACAGGAACUCAUAGAGGAUGCUCUUCUCAGUGCGCAGCCUGCCAUGGUGUUUAAUCUAAAGGCCCGUGACGGAGACAUGGGUCUUUGUGAUAGGCUGCUCAGAAGCUCACCCUCUAGACCAGAGGCUCCCAAACUUCUUGUUCGCCAGUUACAGCUAGAGGAUGUAAUCUUACCACAAACCGAGGUAGAGCUGAGGUGUGAGGCUGAGCUGGAUUAUCCUUGGCAGCGCUGUGAGACCAUUGGUGUGAGAACACAGAACAGAGGGUCAGCCUGUAACCUGUCAUGGAGCGAGGAGAUGACAUUUGACUUCACCGCCCAGAGUAAGGAAUUGUCCUUAAAAGUAUGGCAGAUACGGAGCACUGAGGGCAACCUCCUGCUGGGACACACCUCUGUGGUUCUAGGGUCUUCCAGAAAAGAGCUGUGUGGAAGGCACAUUUAUUCUCUAAUCCCAAGCUCUUCACAGUGUAAAAUCUCCAUCCCAACCAUCUCACUGGAGUUUCUUAUUAUAGAGCCUUCCAUUCCCCGAAUGACCUUGGGAGCCACACCUCAGCGGCUUAACAUAACUCCCACAAAAAAAGUUGAGAUGGAUCGCACAGUGAUGCCAGAUGGAACUAUUGUCACUACCGUAACCACCAUCCAAUCCCGGCCCAGAUUAGACGGCAUGAUUGAUUCUCCGUCAAGGUCUCCUUCUAAAGUUGAGGUGACUGAGAAAAAACCUGUUGUCUUGUCUCAGAGUUGCUCUCCAGUUUCUUCCCUUAGUGGAAGUGGUGGCUCCCCCAGUUCCCUUAAACUGGACCCAGUUGCUGAAACAGCUAUCAGGCAGCUGACUGAGCCAAGCAACAAGCCAGCGAAGAAAACGCCCACCAAACGCAGCACUUUGAUUAUCUCUGGGGUCUCCAAGGUCCCAAUUGAUCAUGAUGAAAUGGCACUUUCCCUUGGAUAUGCUGCGUCUAUGGAUGCAUCAAUGCAGAGCUGUUCCAUGCAGGGACAGGACCCACUCUUGCAUGCCUCCUCUGACCCUCUCUCCUCAGAGAUAACUACCCCCUAUGGGCCAGACACCGAUGAUACUACACGAUCAGAUGUUUCAGACCGGCCGUCUGUGGAGGAUCUAGAGUCAGAAACUGGUUCUGUAGGGACCUUGGAGACGCGUAGUCUGAAGGAUCACAAAAUGGGAUUUCUUCGAAGUGGGACCAAGCUCCUUUUUCGUCGCCGACACCGGGACCCAGGCCUUAGUCAGUCGCACAGUGACUUGACAGACACAGCCUCUGCCUCUCUUAAGAAGAGUGGGAGUUUUUCACGCCGUCUGCUCAAGCGAUUCUCCUUAAAAAGCAAAUCCAAACCCAAUGCCAAUGGAAGUACCAUAGUAGGGGACAAAUGAUGUAAAUAGGUUACUUGUCUUUGUGUUGCCACCUAACUACCUCUGUUGUAACCCCUUGUAGCUACCCUCAACUACGGGAGGCUGGUCUUUCCAAUUAGUGAGUGUGGCUGAACUAUCCACACUUGUCCGAGUGCUCUGAACAGGACUCUGCACUGCUGCGUCAACAAAGAAAAUGUUCCAAAUUGCAUAUGAAUAUACCGGUCUCCUCAUACUCUUUCCUUAGUGAAUAUGAGGCCAACUCUCUCUGGCUGCAGAUAACGGUUCUUCUGUCUUCCUUGUCUCUUCUGUACUCAUUCAGACACAGAUCUUCUAGUUUACAAUUCUGGUUUAGAUGCAAAUAUUGUCUGUUACUAUCAUCUUUAGGGAUGGCACAGACCUACAUUAGAACUUCCGCACUAACAUUAGAAGUCUGUAUUUUCCUUUGCUAGAAAAUUGAAAUUGCAGCUUCCAUGAGACAUAAGGUGAUAACGUGUUAACCCCCCACCACCACCACCAAUUUAUCCCACAUUUUUACCUGUCCUUGUGCAGCAGGAAAAUGCGUAAAGACCCUACGUGAUGCAUAUAUACAUGAGAUAUACAGCUCACCACAUCCUAUGUUGUGUGUAUUGUCGAGUUUAUUAUUAUCAUGGAAAUACAUAAAACAAAACCAUUAUCCAUUAAAUUGUGCCAGGGAGCAUGAUGGUAUUUGAUCAUGGGUUUUUUUUUUUAUAUAAAAAAACCUACUUUCCGUGGCCAAUAAUGAGUUUACGACUCAAUACAUAGAAGUGUGUGUUUUUAUUUUGUUUUUUUGUGUUCUCCAAAUAAUGUAAAUAUGUAAAUUAUUAUUUAUAAACCAGAUGGUCCUUCCCUACAACUUGUUUACAGAGGACUGGUCCCCUCAAGCUCCCUGUGUGUGCCCAACUCCACGGCUAUCCUCCUGGAAAGAGUCAAAUAGGCGUUUUAGAAUUUGGGUUACAAGCUGGGUACUAUUUCACUGAGACUUUUAUCAAAUCAUGAGAAGAAAACCUUUUAUAUUUAUAUGUUUGAACCUUCUCUGCCAACGUUGCAUCCCUCUUUAGCUAAGAAUGAUGGAAAUAUGAAGUAAAAUAUUCAAUUUAAAAUAAUGUGUUGAUAAUGUUUUAACUUAUUAAAAUAAAACGAAAUCCAUUGUGUAUCAGUUUGUUCAAAA